Molecule: messenger RNA, 3638 nt
Organism: Paramormyrops kingsleyae
Lineage: Eukaryota; Metazoa; Chordata; Actinopteri; Osteoglossiformes; Mormyridae
Product: dynein regulatory complex protein 11
Molecular function (GO): ATP binding; ATP hydrolysis activity; protein binding
Source: RefSeq, a predicted model, not a curated record
UUAGUACAGAAGUCUACAAAGCAUUUUCAUCGAUUAUGCCUGUUUGCAGGUACAUACAGUAUGUAUUUAUACAGCUUCUUCAGGACCCAUCUCAAUCUACGGCCACACUGUAAUGUGACAUCACCCUAUUUACAACGAAACAGCUAUUUUUCCUGUGGUUUUAGUUAACUGAAAAGGGUCUGCAAGAAGACUUAUAUUUUGUGUGUUAAUGUAGAAAAAAAAAUACACAGUUGGUUGAAGAUCGAUUCAUUUGUAUUAGAUUUAGUAUAUGCUACUAUUAAUAUGUUUCAUAGAAAUUUAAGUGUAAUAACGAAAUGUAUUUAUUCAUUAAUUCGAUUAAUAAUUAAGUGUAACUUUGUUUCGAGCAGAUAGUAAAAUCAGUUAAGCCCAACUCAGAUACUUUAGACAGGGUAAUCGGGUUUGAGUCAAAGUUCAACAUAAAAAAACAUAAAAAUAGUAGUUAAUCUCAUUUCACUAAAGUGUUUAUCCUACACGUACUGAUCGUUUCAUGGCGUGAAAUAUAAUGUAUCCCCCUCUUCGGCUAGACUGCUAAAUAAUUCCCAGUGUGUUGUACUCAUUUACCUAUUUCCUUCUAAAAUACACAUUUAAAUACGAGAAGGGGAUCGAGGGCUUCCCAAAUUCUGCACGUGCAACGGAGGACCCCGUUUCCAUGCCGACAAGGCAAAACAAAAUAAGUCUACUUACAGUACGUUGAUCGACUUCAGACAGUUAACGAAAGAAAACAAAUAAGAAAGUCCAUAUCAUCUGCCAUAAUGUCUCAUAGCACCUACAAUAAGAUUUGGGCUGAUGCCCAAAUGGAACUGAAAAGCUUGCUGACUCAUGAACUUCCUGCCGAACCACUCCGCCCAGAGAAAGACAGGGUCAUGUUCUUCCAGCGCCUAGCUGUGCUUUAUGUGCGUUAUAUUCAGAUUUUUCGGCAUCUGGAGGAAGCCUAUGAUCAGAUCGUUCACCCCCAAAAGAGGCGAAUAAUUCGACAACUGCUUGAUGGUGUGAUGGGUCGUGUACUGGAGCUCAAACACGAGAUGGUGGAGAAAGAGUUUUCUGAGUACCACUACAUGGAUGAUGUUAUCCAAGACUUGAAACUCACACCGGAGGACCUUGAAAUACCCAUCCCGAGAUACUUUAUAAGGGAAAACAGAACUGUCCUACAGGAGAGAAGUCAGAUGCUAUCCUCCAUUCUCAAAUCAAUCGGUGUGGAAGAACAACCAAAACCUGUGGGAGUAAGAUCUUUGAAUUUCGAAGAGGCCAUCAAGAUGAUUCAGGUGUCAGAGAGGGCGCGGCAGGGCCGAUUACGCGCUAGAUUUAUGAAAGAGAUCCGUCAGGACGAAGAGAGGCAGAGGAGAGCCAAGGAUAGGAACAAGGAAUCAACCGCCCUUGAUGAAGCUGCUGUCUGCAUUCAAAAGGUAUGGAGAGGUUUUCUGCAGAGAAAGAAAAUAAAAGAAGAAAGAGAGGAUGAGUUAAUCUUCCUGGGGAUGAAUUUUGGUCCUGAUCACUUCCAACUGAAUCCUUCCAUCCUGGCUGCACAAGAAAAUCAGGCCAGCAGACAGAAGAAACAAGAUGACUAUGAGGAGGACUUUCAGAAGUCCAUCAUGUCCAUCAUUGAAAAGCUCAGAGAUAUGGAGGGGCCUGACCUGAAGGAGAGCAUGAAGGAGCAAAUCCGCCAGUGGUUCAUCGAGUGCCAUGAUGCCACAGGCACUUUCCCAGACUACCCAGAGGAAGAAGAUGGAGGGUCUGCAUUAAUAUUCGCUGAGAAAACUCCACAACAGUUAUUGGAGGAAGUAGCUGCCAAGGAAGAAGAGGAAGCAAACAAAAAACCCAAAGGAAAGGAAGAAAAAAAGGAUAAAGGGAAGAAGGAUAAAGGAGAAGAGGAAGAAGAGGUAGGUCUGAAAAUGAUGCCAUCAGCUUUCCUUUCAGACCUGGAAACUGGAUGCGGAACCUACCAGGCUGUCUGGCAAAACCGCGAUGAGUCAAAGAACUUUAAUCAGUGGCAUGAGGUUGAACUGAUCAAAGAAGAAAAACGGAAAGAUCUCGAAUAUGAAAUCCGAUUGCAGGUAGAUGAGCUCAUGAGACAGGAGCUGGCUCACUGGAAGCUGGCUGUGGACAAAGACAAAGGAGGAAACACCAAGGGAAAUACGAAGAAGAAAAAAGGACCGAAAAAUGAAAAGAAAAAAAAGAAAGAGAAAGACUUGACUGCUGAUAGGAGUAUUGAGUCGCUUUUUCAUGAACUGGUUGAACAGGGCUUGCUGAAACAAUCUAAAGCUGUUAGGCUUGAAGACUAUAUAGGUGAGUAUAACUACCUGGGGACUACGCUACGACAGACGGACAUCGAACCCAUGCCCUCCCUGUCCGACGUGCGGCAGGUCAUCGCUUUGAAUGCUGUGUUGCCUUUAGGGUGUCAGGUGGUCCAUGAGAAAGCACCUCUGGUGAAAGCGAUACUACUAGCAGGUCCAGCUGGCGUUGGAAAGAAAAUGUUGGUCCAUGCCAUCUGCCAGGAAACAGGGGCCAACCUCUUUGACCUCUCCCCUCUAAACCUUGCGGGGAAGUAUCCAGGCAAGAAUGGACUGCAAAUGAUGCUCCACGUGGUUUUCAAGGUUGCUAAGCAGUUGCAUCCUUCAGUUAUUUGGAUUGGAGAUGCUGAGAAGAUGUUUUAUAAGAAGGUCCCCAAAGAGGAAAAGGAGUUAGACCCAAGGCGUCUAAAGAAAGAUCUGCCUAAGAUGCUGAAGUCUAUCAAAGGUGGAGACCGUGUUCUCAUUGUGGGUACAACACAAGACCCAGGGAGUGCAGACCUCAAAUCGCUCUGCAAGGUGUACAGCAAGAUCAUCCUCAUUCCACGACCGGAUUAUGCUUCAAGAUAUGUUAUGUGGAGAGAGCUGAUUAAGAAGGCUGGUGGUGAGGUGACUGACUCAUUGGAUCUGAGCUGUCUGGCCAAAAUCUCAGACGGCUACACUCAGGGUCACAUGGUGCAGGUGGUCCGGGCGAUUCUGACGGAGCACCGCCUCCAGCAGCUGGCCAAAAGACCCCUAACAGCAGCGGAGUUUGUGUCCCCGCUGGCUAAGACUGACCCCAUCUUCCAUGAUGAGGAAGAGGCUCUAAAACACUGGUACGCGAAGACUCCUCUGGGCAAGAAGCGGGCAAAGGCUGCCUCGGAAAAAGAUGAAGAGGAGGCACCAGUUAAAAGUGGGAAAAAGUCAGCGGAAAACACCAAGAAGAAAUAAAGAAAAAGAUUAGGGAAGAAAAUGUCUUCUUUUCAUUAUAUCCUUGAAUGUCACCAAUGUGGUGAAUAUCGGUAAUAGAACAGCAUAGUGGUACAACCUCCUGUCGCUCUGGCAUCAGUCUCUGCACGGCCGCUGUGAUUGCAUGUCCUGAAGUACACACCAUCCACCGAGGCAAGGCUGACUGGAUCCCUCCAAGAAGACGUCUGUUAAGGAUUUUGUAUUUGUGUCCACCGUAUUGCCACCAGUUUACCGCAUAUCUCCACAAUAUAUUUGUGUACCAAUAAAUGUUUGUCUUGCAGCGUCAUAAAUUGUCUCCUCUCCUUUGUGUUAGGGCCUGACCCUAGACGUGGUCAUAACAAUAGAUUAAAGGUAAGGGUCAGUCCAAGGCAAAAAUAAAAGUGG